Messenger RNA from Alligator mississippiensis (American alligator), 1278 nucleotides. RefSeq names its product interleukin-1 beta-like. Lineage: Eukaryota; Metazoa; Chordata; Crocodylia; Alligatoridae. The transcript is spliced from 2 exons. Gene Ontology annotation, biological process: cytokine-mediated signaling pathway; inflammatory response to antigenic stimulus; positive regulation of gene expression. The annotation marks the transcript as partial. The record is from RefSeq and is a predicted model, not a curated record. Gene Ontology annotation, molecular function: cytokine activity.
CUUGCGAUCCUUGUUGCCUUGCAGUCAUCAUCAACAUGCAUCAACAUCUACAGACUCCAGAGCGCAGCACAGAGCCAGUUCCUUGUCAGGCUGCCUGUUGCUCUGGGCAUCAAAGACAAGGGACUCUAUCUCUCCAGUGUGCUGAGUGGUGACCAGCCCAUGCUGCAACUGGCGGAAGCAGAAGUCAAAAGGGACAUCUCUGGAGAUGACUUCCAGUACUUCAUCUACUGCAUCCAGGUGGACAACAUGACCAAGUUUGAGUUCACUUCUCACCCCAGCUGGUACAUCUGCACUUCCCAGGAACCCAGUCAGCCUGUGGGAAUCACCAACUGCCUUGGCAAGGACCUCAUCACCGACUACCACCUCACCAGGCCCAAGCACUGAGCCCCGUCCCAACCCAAACCAGCAGUCACUGGUUUCAGGCAACAGUAUUGUAUGUACUACGUACAUCCAUCCCCUGCCCCGCUGAGUUAUGUGACCAGGUGUGUCUCCCAUGUGUGUCUGGUUCCCCCUAUCCACGCUGUGUGUCCUCUCCCCAGGCAGUCUGAUCCACCCCCGAUCCUGUGAAACCUUCCAGCAGCUCGCUCAUGGUCAUGAAACUCUUGACUGCUAACACUUGAUGCUACAUUUAAAUCAACCCAGCCAGGCAGUGUAGACACCCCCACCUCUCCAACCUGUCAGCUCACAGCCCUAUCUGGCCGCAGCAAGCAGAGGGAAUUUGCCCCUUCCAGGCCAGUUGCAAAGCAACACAUGAGCAAACUGGUCUGAAGCCAGCUGGUGGGGAUCUAUACCCUGGGUGUUACAUUGUAGACAGAAUUCUCUUCCCAUCCCUGAUGCCCCCCAAAAUUCAGAUGUGUUUUAUGUGAAUUGUCACGUAACACAUCCAUGCUAUGGCUGCAUUCCUUAUUACUACAUAGUAUUAGUUAUAUCGCAUUAGAAAGUCUAACUCUCAAAAACAGGUGCCUUAUGCCCUUUGAUGACAUAGAUUCUAGGGACAAACUUGGCAGUUCCUUUGCGAGACCAGAAUCUGGUCUCGUCACCUCUCAGGGUCCUGUUUACAAUUUGCCACAGGCUUAGAAGAGAACUUGGAAAUACUUGAGGCAGACAAAGGUGCAGUGACCAAGGAGCUGGCAUGUUUUUAUUAUAUAAAAACUCAAUGUCAUGUUAGUACCAGAUGCUGUUUCCUGUACAUUCCUGUUGGGUGUUUCUGUAGAAAGGAAUUAUUAUUUAAAUGAACUGCAUUCUUUUAAUUAUUUUUUGCAAUGAAAUUAUUUAUUG